CUGCCCCCGCCCCCUCGUGCGCCGAGACGUGAGGACGUCGUAGGCUGAGGUGGCCGUAUUCCCGCAGACAUGGAGCUGCCGCAGAUGCCGGAGCUGAUGGGGUUGUCCUUGCUGGUGGGGCUGCUGGCCCUGGUGGCCACGGCGGCGGUGGCGCGGGGCUUGCUGUGGGCGAAGGAGGACAAGGCCAGCCAGCCCGUCUGCCAGAAGGCCAGCGAAUCCAAGAAAUCAGGACCCAAGAAGCAGAAACAGAAUCAGCGGGGUCGCAAGGAGAAGCCUCAGCAGCACAACUUCACCCACCGCCUUCUGGCUGCAGCACUGAAGAGCCACAGUGGGAAUAUAUCUUGCAUGGACUUCAGCAGCAAUGGCAAGUAUCUGGCCACCUGUGCGGAUGACCGCACAGUCCGCAUCUGGAGCACCAAGGAUUUCCUUCAGCGGGAGCACCGCAGCAUGAGAGCCAACGUGGAGCUGGACCAUGCCACCUUGGUGCGCUUCAGCCCUGACUGCAGAGCCUUUCUUGUUUGGCUGGCCAAUGGAGACACCCUCCGUGUCUUUAAGAUGACCAAGCGAGAAGAUGGGGGUUAUACUUUCACAGCCACCCCAGAGGACUUCCCUAAAAAGCACAAGGCACCCAUCAUCAACAUUGGCAUUGCUGACACAGGGAAGUUCAUCAUGACGGCCUCCAGUGACACGACUGUCCUCAUCUGGAACCUGAAAGGUCAGGUGCUAUACACAAUCAACACCAACCAGAUGAACAACAAUUAUGCUGUUAUCUCCCCAUGUAGCAGGUUUGUGGGUUCGUGUGGCUUCACCCCAGAUGUGAAGAUCUGGGAAGUCUGCUUUGGGAAGAAGGGGGAGUUCCAGGAGGUGCUGCGAGCCUUUGAACUGAAGGGCCACUCUGCAUCUGUCCACUGUUUCGCUUUCUCCAACGACUCUCGGAGGAUGGCCUCUGUCUCCAAGGAUGGCACAUGGAAGCUGUGGGACACAGAUGUGGAAUACAAGAAGCAGCAGGACCCCUACUUGCUAAGGACAGGCCGCUUUGAAGAGGCGGCCACCAUGCCUUGCCACCUGGCACUCUCCCCUGACACCCAUGUCCUGGCCUUGGCCACUGGCACCAGUAUUCAUCUCUUCAACACCAGGCGUGGGGAGAAGGAAGAGUGCUUCGAGAGUGUCCACGGGGAGUCUAUUGCUGACCUGACUUUUGACAUCACUGGCCGCUUCCUGGCCUCCUGUGGGGACCGUGUGGUGCGGCUCUUCCACAACACUCCUGGCUACCGGGCUGUGGUGGAGGAGAUGCAGGGCCUCCUGAAGCGGGCAUCCAGUGAGAGUACCCGCCAGAGGCUGCAGCAACAGCUGACCCAGGCCCAAGAGGCCCUAAAGAACCUGGGUGCCCUGAAGAAGUGACUCUGGCUCUGGAUGGGUCUGGCUGCUGGCCCAGUGACUGCUGUUCUCCAAGUGCCCCUGGGGGAACUUCCCAAUUUUCUUUUUGGUGGCCCAAACUUUUUCCCAUUGAAACUUUUCUUGUAUACUUAGAUAUCGCUCUCUCUCUCUCUCUUCUUGUUUGCCUCUUCCCAGACUAAAAGGUGCUGUUUUUUUUAUAGGCCCAAGGGGUGGAAUCUAUUGUCACCCAGCACUGAGAAGAGAGGUAGAGAGAAGAGAGACAGUGAGAGCAAAGCCUUUGACUGUGUGACGAAAGACCCUAAUACCCAAAGAAGUUUGUGAGUGUAGAGGUAAAACCUGAGGGUCACCAGGGGACAGUUUGCUGUUUUAUAAGGGUAUAGAAUGUGUUUUAUAAUGCUGCAAGGUGACUCUCCAUCUGGCCCAGGCUCCUGAUACCAGCAAGAAGUAAUUAAGGAUUGGUCUGUUAUCUCAGCACUCUAUAAAGGAAAGAGGAUCAGGGGUUCAAGGCCAGCUUGGACUACAUAGUGAAUUCCAGGUCCUCCUGGGCUCCAUAUGGCGAAAGACCUUGACUUUUUUUUUUUUUUUUUU
Messenger RNA from Acomys russatus (golden spiny mouse), 1986 nucleotides. It is a transcript of the gene Tbl2, whose product is annotated as transducin beta like 2. The transcript is spliced from 7 exons. Gene Ontology annotation, cellular component: endoplasmic reticulum. Gene Ontology annotation, biological process: endoplasmic reticulum unfolded protein response. Bases 70 to 1401 code for a protein of 443 amino acids. Lineage: Eukaryota; Metazoa; Chordata; Mammalia; Rodentia; Muridae. Gene Ontology annotation, molecular function: protein binding. The record is from RefSeq and is a predicted model, not a curated record.